Cuscuta campestris is the source of this 6017-nucleotide messenger RNA. The record is from the annotation of a GenBank genome assembly. NCBI's taxonomy places the organism in Eukaryota, Viridiplantae, Streptophyta, Magnoliopsida, Solanales, Convolvulaceae.
GCUCAAUUUCUUCUUUUCUUCAUAGCUCUGCUGCAUUUAUUCAUCCAAGAUCCACCGCCAUCGUCUUCCUCUUCAAAAUUCUCGACACCCCAGACCAAAUCCCAACUUUACCCAUUCUUAUAAACCCAAUUGGCGCCCCAUUUUCCAGAUACCAUUUGGCUCUACGCGUUAAGGAAAAACAAAAUCAUCUAGGUUGUUGUGGUAAGGCUAUGAUUGGUCUAUAUGUCUGAGUCUGAAUCACAUCAGGUAGGAGAAGAAGAAGGCUCCACAGCUGAUGGAAAUGGCGUUGGUACUGUAGAACCAGCCGAGGUGCCUCAUGCCAAUACACAUAGUGAGGGCUUUGUCAGUGUAUCCAGCUUAGAAGAAAGUGAAGCAGGUGAUGUAAAAAUGGCUGAAGAUGGAGGAAGAGAAGAUAUGUUUGUGGAUUGUCCAGAUGAGAUAGAGACUUCUGAAACCCCGCAGGAUAUAGGGAAUAAGAAUUAUGUACAGGACACUCAGUUUGAAGGAACAAGUAGUGAAAUGAAAACACCAGAUUUGGAGGCUGAGAUAGAUAACACGCCGACACCUGCUGCCACAAAAGAUAACCUUACGCACGGAUCUGAAGUGGAAACAAAUUCAUUUGUGAGAGAACUAGCUCAUCUUCGUAGUCAACUCGAGGCCUUCAAUGCACAUCAAUCAUCAGUUACUACUACAAAUGACAAUGUGUUGGUUGAAGAUCUUAAUCAAACCGAUACAAGUCUAGGCUCCAGUGCAUCAUUGCAUGGGAUGAUAUCUGAUUGCUGCAAUUUUCUUAUAGAUGCUACGCAUGAGCGUUCUAAUACUGAGAGCAGGAUAAGAGAACUCGAUGCGAUUUUACACAUGAAGGAUCAAGAGAUCGAGGCUCUCAAUACGAAGGUUACUGAGCUCUCUGUAUUGAAGGAUGUUGCUCUUUCUCAUUUGAGUUCUGAACAAGAGAAUUCCUUUUGCAUGCAUGAGGUCCAAAAUGAGGCAGAGCAGCAGCUUGGAGAAAUGGCGAAUGCGAUUUUAGCUUCUCUGGCAAUGGUAGUACGUCAAGAAGAAGGAUUACCAGAAGAAUCAGUCGCGGGAAAGUUGUUUCAAGUCCAAAAAACAGUUACUGUUUUAGUUGAAAAGUACAAUUUUUUCCUCUCUCAAAUGGACCAACUCAGAUGCGGUUUGGCUGAAGUUGUGCCAGACAUUUCUGCUCACGAUGAAAUGGGAAUACUUGUUGCUGCACGUGAAAAGAUAAUUGAAUUAAAAGCAGCAGAAAACUUGACUCAAAGCCUUAGCCAUUUAAGCGAAGAAAAUAGAAAACUGACGGAAGAACUUGAUAAGCACAAAUCAAUGCUUGAGAAUGCCAAUUCUGAAAUUGCAAAGCUGAAUGUAGAAGUAGAGCAGGAGAAGGCCAGGUAUACUAAUACUAAGGAGAAGCUCACCAUGGCCGUGACAAAAGGAAAAGCACUAGUUCAGCAGCGGGAUGUGCUGAAGCAAUCACUAGCUGAGAAAACAAGCGAGCUAGACAAAUGCUUGGUUGAGUUGCAAGAGAAGUCAAAUGCUCUUGAGGUCGCAGAACAAACCAUGGAACUGUUGAGGAGAAAGGAUGAGCUAGCUAACUCACUGCAGGAUGAUCUCUUAAAGAAGGACAACAUACUUGUGAAAUGUGGAGAAAUAUUAUCAGAUGUUUUUGGACCGGAACAGCUUGCGCUAACAGAUAUUUCUGAAAGCAUCGGGUGCCUCGCAGAAGAGAGGAAUUCUCUAAAGGACAUGCACAUGGAAUUUCAAAAAGUUGCGGAGGUCUUGUCAUCAUAUGAUUUUCCGGAAAGUAUGCAAGCAAGUGCAAGUGAUGCACAUGUUUCUUGGCUCCUGGAAUCUUUUUAUGCUGCUAAAGAAGAAGCUGGAAAAUUACAGGAGGAGAUGGCUGCUUCAAACGAGGCUGCAGGUAAGAAGAUUGAUCAGCUAAUGGCUUCCCUUUUGAUUGAAACACAGGAAAAGAACUAUCUUCAUGAAAAGUUACACGAGAAAUUUGGUGCUGCAAGAGAGGAAGCAAAUAAUGUAAUAGAUCGUUUAACCACAUCCUUCGUAGUGGAAACACAGGAAAAGUUCUAUACUCUGGAAGAACUGGGAAACUUAACUCGUGAGUAUAAAGAGAUUUCCCAGAAAGAGCAUCACUUGUCAUGGCAGAAGGAUAAUUUUGUGAAUUUACUGCUGGAAGCAGCUGGGGUCAAAGUAGAUAACGGAGAAUUGGGCUGCCAUCAGCAGUCUGACAUAUGUGCAAUCAUUGAAAAAUGUAUAGCUAAGAUAAAAGAAGACAAUACUUCAUUUGAUUCUUCUUAUAUUCAAUCAGAAAUUUUUCAAAGCAUCCAAAAUGCUUUGUAUACUAGAGACCUGGAGUUGAAACUUUAUGAGUCAAUGCUUGCAGAAGAAAUGCUGAAUAAUGCAGAAUUGAAAAACGUGUCAAGCGAGUUGGUAAUGACAACUAAAGAACUUCAUGCAGUGAGAGCAGAAAAUAAUUCUCUGCAGAAGAAUCUCGAACAAUAUGAGGAAAAAGUAGCUUUGCUCAAGGAAAAAUUGUCUAUGGCAGUUAAAAAAGGCAAGGGAGUUGUUCAAGAGCGGGAAAACUUGAAAAGAACAUUGGAAGGUAAAAAUGUUGAGAUUGAAAAAUUAAGAUCAGAGCUCGAACAACAACUAUCUAUUUACAAUGACUGCAAAAACCAGAUUGAUAAAUUAUCUGCUGACCUGGGCGUCAUUCCUAAACUGGAGGCUGAUCUUGCUUCUAUCAAGGACCAAAAGGACCAACUACAACAAUCCUUAGCCGAGAGCAACAGGAUACUACAAAAGGUUAUGGAAUCUUUAGAUUGUAUUUCUCCUCCAGCUGUUUCAGGGUUCGAAGGGCCUGUUGAGAAGGUCAAAUGGCUCAUUGACUGCCUUGGAGAAUGUGAGAAGGAAAAGAUAGAGGCUGAGCAAGAGUUGGCAUUGGUGAAAGAUGAAACCACUACCUUCACCAACAAGUUACUAGAAUCCCAGGCAACCAUAAAAUCAUUGACAGAUUCCCUAUCUAUUGCUGAGAACAGUAUCCAUCAGCUUCAAGAAGAAAAGAAAGAACAAGAGUCUACAAAGACAUUAACUGAACAAGAAUUACAAAGAACAAUGGAUGCCUUGUCUACUACAGAGAUCAGUAUCUCUCGGCUUCUAAAUGACAAAAAUGAUCUGGAAUCUGCACAUACCUUACUGGAACAGGAAUUGCAGAAAGCUGUAGGUGAAGCUUCUGCUCAGAAAAUUAAGUAUGCUGAGGUAUGUGCCAUCAAAGAAUCGCUUGAGGAUACCUUAACACUGGCAGAGAACAAUAUAUCGGUACUAAUGAAUGAGAAAGAAGAAAUUUUAUGUAGUAGAGAUGCCACUCAACUGGAAUUCCAGAAAAUGCAGGAAGAAUAUUCUGUUGAGAAAGAUAAACUUGUCGAAGCCUAUGAAACUAUUCAGUCCCUUGAAGUUGCAUUAGGAAGGGAAAGGGAAAACGUUUCUGUCAUUGCUGAUGAAAGCAGUAAAGCACGAAUAGGUGUUACUCAUUUGGAGGCUGAGAUAAGGAAGCUCAAAGAAGAAGCUGAAUCUCAAAAUAGCAAGCUUGAUGAUGCAUUAAUCACUAUAAAGUCACUAGAGGGUGAAUUGGAAAGGUCAGAAAACAAAGUUUUUGAUCUUGUUAAUGAAAAGAAGAAUGCUGAACAAGAGAUUUCAGAGCUCAAUGACAAAUUGAGUAAUUGCUUGGAAGACUUGGCGAGAUCACAAGGGAGCAUAGAGAUGAAAGAUACGGAGCUGUUAAGUCAUUUUAGAAGUCUUCUGAAAGAUGGAAAUAUUUUAUAUACAGCAUGUCAAAAUUUUGAGAAGAAACUUGAGGGCCUGAAUGAAUUGACUGGUCAUCUUAAGGAGAUGGAGGACUUGUUUCCCGAAGUCAAUUUCAAAGUCUUGCAAGGCCAUCCUCUUCUCAAGGAUGAUUCUUCAAGGUCAUCAACAUUGCUAACUGGCUUUGACGAUGUUCCAGAUAUGGAAAUGGCUAACGGGGAACUAAAUGCAUCCCAUGAUGAGAAUAUCACAUCUCAAAUCUUGAAAAAUGUCAAACAAUUCCAUCAUAGGAACAAAAUUGUUGCUGAAAGUUUUGAUGGACAUGCUACAGUGAUUGGUCAUUUGAUCACACUUUUUCCAAAGCUCAUUAAAUCGCUGAAGCAAAACAUGGAAGAUAUGGAGACAGAUCGGCAGUCACUGCAGCAUAAAAUUGAUGUGAUUGAAGGGAAUCUUAAGGUGUUGUAUUCUGCGUGUGUUGGUGCAACUCAAGAGCUGAAUUCGGAAAAUAGCUCUUCCCUGAUAUCAGAUGUUUUAGGCGAAAAUAGUUUUGAAUCCGAUGGAAGUAACUACAAAGAGGCUGCUGAGAAGCUGACAGUUGCUGCUAGAGAUUGCCAAAAUCUGAGGAAACAGUUUCAAAAUGCAAAUGAUCAAAUGCUUGGAAGCAUCAAAGACCUGCAGAACAAAUUGACAGAAACCAAUGCUGCUUGUGAAAAAGAUUCAGAAGAAAGGGAGAUAUACAAGAAAAGGGUCUCCCAAUUGGAAGCUGAUCUAGAUGAAGCACGUGAAAUGUGCAGUGAGUUGAGGCUCAAGUUAGAGGAUCAUCUGGCGAAAGAUGAUCUGUUAAAGGAAACUGUGGCAGAACUUACAGCUCUGAAGAGCACUCUUUUGUCGAGAGGCUCAGAGUCUGAAGACACUCUCCUGUCAGCAUCUCAAAUGGAGUCCCUCUUUGAUAAGUUAAAUGAGAUUGAGAUUCCAAUAGGAGGUCGUGAUUUGGGGAAUCAGGACAUUCAUGCGGAUGUGAGAAAACUCUUUUACGUCGUUGACAGUUUUACUGGGUUGCAGAACCAGAUAAACUCGUUGUCUUACGAUAAAAAGGAGUUACAGUCAACUCUUGCAAGGCAGAAAUUUGAAAUUGAACAUCUGAAUGAAGAACUGAAGAAUCUCAAUAGAGAUAAAAAAGACGGUGAAAAGAUGACGGACGAGUUGUUAGAGGUCACAAUAGGUUUGGAAAAUCUUAUUCAAAGAUUGGGAGGAAACAAUUUGGUAGGGGCUCAAAAAGUACCUGCUGCUUCGGGAUUAUUACCCGUGCUUGAUAAGCUGGUCAUGGCCGUAAUUUUUGAAUCCGGAAAAUUAAAGUCCCAAAAAGAGGAAGUUGAUGCACAAUUGUUUGAAAUGAAAAAGGCCGGAGAAGAACUAUCAAGCAAGGUCAGCUCACUCGAAAGUUCUUUUCAAGUUGAGGCAAUCCCCAGGGAGAUCGAUCUGGAAAGGGAUACGUUUGAAGCAGCUUCCUUGCCUGCGCAGUCUGAGAUUUCUGAAAUCCAUGACACAGGCUCAACUGCUACUAUUAGUGCAUCUACUUCAGUGCCUUCGGCUGCUCAUGUUCGAACUCUUAGAAAGGGAUCGACAGAUCACCUUGCACUUACUAUAGAUUCUGGAUCCGAGAGAUUGCUAAACCAUGAUGAAGCUAAUGAAGACAAAGGUCACUUGUUCAAGUCCCUUAUUACAACCGGACUUGUUCCUAGACAAGGGAGGAUUCUUGCUGACCGGAUUGAUGGAAUUUGGGUGUCAUCUGGGCGGGCACUGAUGAGUCGUCCAAGAGCGAGAAUAGGUCUCAUUCUUUAUUCAUUUCUGCUACAUAUUUGGCUCUUGGGCACCAUAUUGUGAUGCAAUGGUGAUCUUCAACAAUACUUUAUUCCUUCUGUAGUUACUACUUACUAGUCACAGAAUAGAAUUUUUCUGUUUAGCCUGCCAUUCUUCUCCAUAUUUUACCAUAUAAUGUAGUUGGUAUAAAUGUUUUUUUUUCCUCUUGUUUUCCUGGCUGGGGUUGGGGUUUUAUUUUAGGAGAAGAAUUAGAGAAUUGAACUUUGGGACAUCUGGUACGUACAUAUAUUUGUCUCAAAUCUAUGUCAUUUGACUGUAAGGCCUUUGGCAAAUGAUAUACUAAUUAAUAAUGUUUGAUUCUCUGA